Messenger RNA from Papaver somniferum (opium poppy), 624 nucleotides. RefSeq names its product protein trichome birefringence-like 2. Gene Ontology annotation, cellular component: Golgi apparatus. Gene Ontology annotation, molecular function: O-acetyltransferase activity. The transcript has 3 exons. Lineage: Eukaryota; Viridiplantae; Streptophyta; Magnoliopsida; Ranunculales; Papaveraceae. The coding region runs from base 8 to 616 and encodes 202 amino acids. The record is from RefSeq and is a predicted model, not a curated record.
GGAGACAAUGAGAUUGGAUUUGAUUGACCCGCGUGCAUCACCGUACUACUGUGACGCUGAUAUUGUAGUAUUUGAUUCAUGGCAUUGGUGGGUUAAAAAUAAAGUUCAAAAUGGGAAAAACUACUUUCAAGAAGGUGAUUAUUUGCACCCACACCAAGAGAUUAGUAAAGCAUACAAGAAAGCUCUUACUACCUGGAGGAAAUGGAUUGACAAGAACAUUGAUUCUAACAAAACUCAAGUUGUUUUCAGAGGAUAUUCAGUUUCCCAUUUCCACGGAGGUAAGUGGAACACUGGUGGAAUAUGCAACAGGGAAACGGAACCAAUCGCGAGCAACGAAACAUACAGGGCGAAGAAUCCUUUACAGGUCAAAAUAUUAGAAGACACAUUACGAAGAAUGAAGACUCCUGUGUUAUAUCUGAAUAUCAGUGAACUUUCUUACUAUCGAACCGACGGACACCCUUCAUUGCAUUUACAAUACUCAUCUGAUCAAGAAAGGACUGAAUUCAAGAAACAUCAAGAUUGUGUUCAUUGGUGUUUGCCCGGUAUACCGGAUACAUGGAAUGAGUUGUUGUAUAUUUCUCUCAUGAGGAUUGGUAAAGGAUCUUUUGCCCAAUGAGACUAAAA